AUGGCCAGUGACGAAAAUAUUCAUGUAGUAUUGCUACCAUGGUUAGCAUUUGGCCACAUCAUGCCUUCCUUCCAGCUUAGCAUUGCCUUGGCCAGAGCAGGAGUUCAUGCUUCACUCGUCUCUACGACCAAAAAUAUCCAGAGACUUCCUAAACUUCCUCCUGAUCUCGAAGGCUCAAUCGAUUUGGUGGGUCUUCCACUACCGGCAAUUGACAGGAACCUCUUGCCGGAAGGUGCUGAAGCUACAAUCGAUAUUCCGUUCCAUAAAAUUCAGUACUUAAAGAUAGCAUAUGAUCUCCUCAAGAAUCCUUUCAAGCAGUUCAUUGCUGAUCAAGCAAAAUCACCUGACUGGAUUGUUGCAGAUCUGCUCACCCAUUGGGCGGGUGAAGUGGGCCAGGAACUCAACAUCCCUAUUAUUUGCUUCUACCCCUUCUCUGCUGCUACUGCAGUCUUCUUCGGGCCGCCUGAAUACUUGGCCGGUGAGGGUCAAAAACGGGUUAGGUCAACUCCUGAAAGUCUGAUGAGAAAACCGGAAUGGGUAGAUUUUCCAUCGAUGGUUGCUUACAGAAAGCGCGAAGCUAUCGGUGUACAUGCUGGAUUUUACCACGAGAAUGCUUCAGGGAUCGCGACUGGACAAAGGAUUGCCAAAGUAAUCCAAGCCUGUAAGGCUGUAGCUAUACGUUCUUGCCCAGAAUUCGAAAGAGACUACUUCAACCUGCAGGAGAAGAUCACUGGAAAGCCUGCGAUCCCUCUGGGAUUUCUUCCCCCUGAGACGUCGAACAACUUGAGGGACGAAUCCUGGAACAACAUCUUUCAAUGGCUUGAUGAGCAAAAGCCGAUUAAGUCAGUAGUAUUUGUGGGAUUUGGGAGUGAAUGCAAGCUGAGGAAAGAUCAAAUCCAUGAGAUAGCCUACGGGCUAGAGGUCUCGGGGCUACCAUUCAUAUGGGUGUUGCAGAAACCGAGCUGGGGUGACAGCGAUAAUGAAGACGAUAUCCUGCCUUCAGGUUUCGGCUCCAGGGUUCGGGGGAAAGGAAUAAUCCAAAUAGGAUGGGCGCCGCAGAGGGAGAUUUUGGCGCACCCUGCAGUUGGGGGUUGUUUGUUUCAUGCAGGGUGGGGGUCUGUCACUGAAACUCUGCAGUAUGGGCACAGCCUCGUUGUGCUGCCUUUCAUAGUUGAUCAAGGCCUGAAUUCAAGGUAUCUGGUGGAGAAAGGGCUGGCUAUUGAGGUGGAGAGAAGUGAGGAUGGAUCUUUCAGCAAAGAUGACAUAGCUCAAUCAUUAAGACGAGCAAUGGUGCCAAAUGUUGAGGAUGAAGGGGAAGCCCUGAGACUCCUCAGGGCUCGUGCUGCUGAAGCUGCUGCUUUAUUUGGAGAUCGAGAGCUUAAUGGCUACUACAUUGAACGUUUUGUGGAGUACUUGAAGACUGAAAAUGGGGUUCAAACUUAG
Molecule: messenger RNA, 1443 nt
Organism: Coffea eugenioides
Lineage: Eukaryota; Viridiplantae; Streptophyta; Magnoliopsida; Gentianales; Rubiaceae
Product: UDP-glycosyltransferase 91C1-like
Exons: 1
Coding region: 1-1443 (480 amino acids)
Molecular function (GO): UDP-glycosyltransferase activity
Source: RefSeq, a predicted model, not a curated record